AUGCUGAACAACCAUCCAAAAGUAAAGACUCCACCUUCCCAGUCCAAACCAUUGGGACCACCACCCCAGCCACCGUUCAUACCCACAGCUGCACCGGAGACCUUGCAUGGCGAAACUAAUUUACAUAGCAACAAUUAUAACUCACCUCCAUCAUCAUCAUCCGCCGCACAGUCACAAUUAUCACCAUCAUCAUCAUCUGCACAGUCACAAUCAUCUUCACCAUCCUUAGCUUCGGCACCAUCAUCAUUAUCCAUUAGUAAACACCCAUUGACACCGGCCCUAAUGGCCACACAACACCUUAACCCCAAUACACAGUUGCACAUGGCCCAUCACCAUUUGGGCCCACACAAUUUAACCAGUAAUUUACCUCCACAGAAAACCAUUAGUCUAUCGGAGUAUUUAAGGCCACCGUUUAAUGCACCGAUCUUUCAUCCAGUCAAACUACCAGGGCCAAGACCUUUUCCAGGGCCUUUAAAGAAAUUGCCAGGUUCUAAGCCGAUAUUGCCACAACAUUUGCCAAGACAUCCACCUGGCAGCCUUGGAGGAGGAGGAGGUGUUGGUUUGAUGAUGCAUGGUAAUGGUCCGAUACCUCAACCCUCGGUCAUUGUCAAUCAUUAUCGUAAACCGGUACCCACGCUGCUGAGACCAUUUUUCAAAGAAAAUCCCUUUCCCCUACAACCAUUGGCAGCCUCGGUAUUACUACUGGGCCAGCCCACAGAACUUACCAGUCAUCGCAAGACCGAUGGACAUCACAAGAAACCCAUUAUACCAGUACCAUAUGGCGACUUAACACCACAAGGAUCCUUACAAAAACCUCUCCUUACGAAAAUGCAUGGAGAGAAGAUCAAGCCUCAUCAAAAGAUUCCACAUCCCGUGGAAAAAGUGAAACCCUAUGAUAUACCCCUG
This is a messenger RNA of Musca vetustissima, 906 nucleotides long. RefSeq names its product protein Skeletor, isoforms D/E-like. Lineage: Eukaryota; Metazoa; Arthropoda; Insecta; Diptera; Muscidae. The transcript has a single exon. The annotation marks the transcript as partial. The record is from RefSeq and is a predicted model, not a curated record.